AUGUCAGCGCUGGCUGCCAUCGCGGCGGUCGGCGGGAGGGAGCUCGCGAUGCUAAACCUUGUCAAAUACAGUUCCAUCGUCUCGGCUACCAUCGUCUGGCUCGAGAUAUUUGCGGUUAUAGAAGAGGAGGUAGAUCUCCUGUUUGUCUUCAGCACGAUAUUCGCCCUUGAUAGAUACAACCUUGGCGGUGAUGUCGACUCUCAGCAUGACGAGCAGCCCCAAGGUGGGUUCAUCCGGGCCCUCGCCUCGCGCACGCUGGCGCUCUACAACUUCAACCGGUACAUCGUUGCACUCAUGGGCCUCCUUGGUGUAGUUAUGGUUGUACCAUCAACAGCAACCUUCAUCCACUUUCUGGAGAACACGUACUACCCAGAUGAAACCAUCAUCCGGAUAACUGGCUGCGUCCUUAGCGUGGAGGACCGCGGACAGAGCUGGGUGCUCUUCGGCUGUAUCCUUGCGUCAGAGACAGGCCUGUUCUACUACUGUAUUCUGCUCGUGUUCUCGGUGAUCAAUCUUCUCGUCACACUCCUCGGUCCCAGAUGGCAACAACGGACGGGGCAAGCACGGACGUGGCGACACAGGACCCAAUUGUAUGAGAGGGCUUCGAUCUCCUCUGCCAUGCGCGAAGGCUCCGCUUCGAAGUUCGGCAAGCCGACGGCACCCCGCACUCUGUAUUCGGACGUUGUACUCUACUCCACCCCUCACACUACAGGACCAGAGUGUUGUAGCUCUACACUGUACUUCUACGCCAAAACACGGAACUCAGUGCAGCCGGGCGUACACUGCGCCACGCGCGCCGAAGUCGUCGCCGCCGAGAUCAAGUGGGCGAAGGGCGAGCUCGAGCCUGAAGCGGUCGCGAUCGCGAUCGCGGCAAUGAAGCCGUGCACGCAGAGAUGGUGA
This is a messenger RNA of Epithele typhae, 900 nucleotides long. RefSeq lists its product as uncharacterized. NCBI's taxonomy places the organism in Eukaryota, Fungi, Basidiomycota, Agaricomycetes, Polyporales, Epitheliaceae. The record is from RefSeq and is a predicted model, not a curated record. The transcript is spliced from 14 exons. Bases 1 to 900 code for a protein of 299 amino acids.